Molecule: messenger RNA, 1089 nt
Organism: Gongylonema pulchrum
Lineage: Eukaryota; Metazoa; Nematoda; Chromadorea; Rhabditida; Gongylonematidae
Source: the annotation of a GenBank genome assembly
AUGGGCCAGCAUCAGCGCUGCUGCGAUGCACCGGCUCCUGUAAGGCUUGAAGCAAAUCUGUCAUCACAGCAGUCUUCGCACCUCACAAAUGGUACUCUCAGCACUGUUCGUUCUUUCGCUUCACAUCUCAUACAUCCUUCGGUUACAUUGCUAACGAAAAGUGUUGAUGAUGGUAAUUCGAUACGGUCAUCCAGUGAUUCGACACAGUCGUUUAGUCCAUCGAUGGUAUCACCCAACAGCCGUGGUACCGAAAGCGGUGUAGCAGCAGGCGGAAAUUAUCACCAUAACUCGAGUACUGGUGCCAGCACAUUUGGUGUUGAACAGCUACCUACAGCAUACCAGCAUGCCGCUGCGGCUGCUGGUACCAUUUGUACCAGUAGCGGUAAAAAGACACCAACACGUGUUUCACCGAUCUCUUUACCCUGUCAACAAGAGCAAUCAUCGUGCAGGACACCGAUUAUGGGGAUCGCCGAAGGUUCAGCACUCACUGGCACCAUGUUACCAGCGGCGCCAUUGGGACCAGGUGCUGCAGUAGCGGCAGCAGCCGGAGCUACUGUUGGUGGUAGCGUUGUUACUGCAGCGGCUAGUGGUGUUGGACAUAGCGGCAGGAGUGGUACCAUUGGACCAGCAACCGGUGGUGCUAUGGCAAUUGCGCAGCUCAACGCCAGUCAGCAACCACAGCAGCAACAGCAUCAUACUUCAUUUACAAUGGGUACGAAUGCGGCGGCAGCAGCAGUUGCUGUAGCUGGAGCCGGUGCUGGGGGUGUAUCAAAUGGUGAUGAAGUGAAACCGCGAUCGCUAAGAUUUACUUGGAGCAUGAAAACAACCAGUUCACUGGCGCCUGAAGAAAUGAUGAAAGAAAUUCGUAAAGUUCUUGAUCAAAAUAACUGCGAUUAUGAGCAGCGUGAACGUUACUUAUUGUUAUGUGUACAUGGCGACCCAAACACCGACUCGUUGGUACAGUGGGAAAUGGAAGUAUGUAAAUUGCCCAGGUUAAGCUUAAAUGGUGUGCGAUUUAAACGUAUAUCGGGCACAUCGAUUGGCUUUAAGAAUAUUGCCUCGAAAAUAGCACAGGAAUUGAAUUUAUGA